CGGAUGCGAGAGAUGAAGAAUAAGGCGGUCUUCCUGACAGUUGCGGAAAAGUGCAAGAACAUAUUGGCUGCAAACUGGCAAGGCCGUCUUAAUACCAUCAAAGCUGACGCUAAAGGAAGCAAGGAGGAAAUUCACACUUCAAAGGUUAAGUACCUGUUCAAGAAGGGGAAGCCGUACAUUUGGAUACCAGAAAACGAUUUGCACAAUGUGAACACUAUUAUUGAUGAACGUGGCUCUCUUGCCGUGACCAACCCCAUCCCGGGUCCUCUAGGAAGCUUGCUGAGAUCUAUAAGACAGUUGCCAGCCCGGGUUGCUUUGACUGUGGAUGUGGUACCUCUUAAAGAUGAAAAGGCUCAGUUUGCUACCGAAAGUUUAAGAGAAACUAUAUUGUCGGAAUGGAAAGCAGUCAGUCAUGCCAGUUAUUCGGUUUCUGGUAUAUUGAGUUCUUCCAGUCUCAGUUGUACAUCUCGAAGUGAAAACCUUCAGGAUGUACUUGAUGGAAGUGAACCGUAUGUCGUUUAUAAGUUAAAUAUACGAUCAUGUACCUACAUUGAUGGCAAUGCAAGCAUACAUGAAGUUGAAUGGGAUGAUAUUCAAGUAUCUAAGGCUGAUCCCUUAUCGCCAUUUUCUGAAAAGAUAAUUGAUGGAAUCAAUCAAAGUCAGGCGAGGCGUAGAGCACUGAUGCUUUUCUGUUUUGUAUACUUGAAUGUAAAUGCAAGGGAAGCAUUUAUGCUGUCUAUCGACAGGAGAGGAUUUGAUGUGCUGGCUAAGGUUCCCAGUCUAAUGGCAAAAGAUGGCUUUGUUGAACACCAAUGGAAGGAGUUCAGGUUCACGUUCAAGGAAGAUGCAUGUGAUGUAGAGGCAUUCUGCCGUCUAUUGGUUGAAAUGGAAGAGGAAGCUCUCAAGAAUGUUUCAAGUUAUAGUGGUCUGGGAUGAAGCAGACCCCGAGAUGUGUAAACACUGCAUCCGUGAUCCAGUUAUUAACAUCACAUCGAAUCAGGAUGCUGG
Molecule: messenger RNA, 1008 nt
Organism: Telopea speciosissima
Lineage: Eukaryota; Viridiplantae; Streptophyta; Magnoliopsida; Proteales; Proteaceae
Exons: 9
Coding region: 4-936 (310 amino acids)
Source: RefSeq, a predicted model, not a curated record